Mesorhabditis belari is the source of this 396-nucleotide messenger RNA. The record is from the annotation of a GenBank genome assembly. NCBI's taxonomy places the organism in Eukaryota, Metazoa, Nematoda, Chromadorea, Rhabditida, Rhabditidae.
AUGGGAAACGAAACUGACAGCAAUGAGGACAACGAUGAGGGUUUCUAUAGUGGAUUCAGAGGCCAGGGAAAACAGGGAGGAAAUUUCGGUCAAGGACAAGGCCAGGGACAAGGCCAAGGACAAGGCCAGAGACAAGAUCAAUCAGGUGCCCAAGGGCAAGGCCAGUUCAGUCAAAGAGGCCAGCAGGGACAAGGACAAGGUCAAGUUCAAUCUGGUGGCCAAGGGCAGGAUAGGGCUUUCGGUAACGGUCAGAACAGCCAACGAGGUCAAAAUGGACAAAACAGUGGCUCCCAAGGACAAGGUCAAUUCGGCAGUCUAGGACAACAGAGAACACAAAAUGGACAAACUGGACAACAGGGUUUCUACGGUGGAAUCGGAUCUCCAUAUAUUGGGCAA